AGAUCACAACGUGCAGUUCCAUCACCUGUCGGUGAAUGAGCCUUGUUUUGAGACCUAAAUUCAUCCUAACCAAUCCGCGUCUAAGUCUGCCGACAUGGACUAUAGUUUGCUCUCUACGCCGCCAUCGUGUUGCGCCGAUUUUGCUCUUGUUCCUAUUGGGACAGGCAACCCGUCGAUCGCCGCCGAGCUCGCAGAGGUGCAGCGAUAUCUCAAGUCUAGUGGGCUAAAGCACACAAUGCAUUCCACUGGUACCAUGCUCGAAGGCAGCUGGGAUGAAGUCAUGACGGUGAUCGGUAAAGCACACGCCGUGGUUCAUCAGCGUAACGUGGCAAGGGUUCAGUCGACGGUGACUGUCAGCACCAGGACCGAUAAGAGGGAGACAGCGGAGGGCAAGGAAGACCCGGUCGAGAGUGCAGCCUGAGAACCGAAAGAUUUGCACCUAGGAAGGAAUCAUAAGAAAAGGAUGGCGACCUCAAGUUAGAUCCUGAUGAUCAGUUUAGUCGUACGGCUUAUGUCGUUUCCAUUUUCCUUGAAGGCGAGGAUGAAAGUUGCCGAGUGGGCUGCACACAGAAAGUCGUUGGAGGCGACGUGGCUUGGAUUAGGUAAUGCCCGGGACUUGCGAAACUAUCGCCUCAUUGCAGACCCCCAGGCUUGGCUCUUUAAUUAUGAAAUCAAUACGUCUUGACGCGAGUCACCCACCAUAGUGCUUUUCACUUCUAGUGCAUUGAAAGGGACGCUGUCACUAUGAGAACUAGGGAGCUUUGAAGGUAGUUUGAGAUGAAGAAGGCAAUAGAUUUCAUCAAAC
This is a messenger RNA of Fusarium redolens, 805 nucleotides long. RefSeq names its product putative cell wall biogenesis protein Ecm15. Lineage: Eukaryota; Fungi; Ascomycota; Sordariomycetes; Hypocreales; Nectriaceae. The transcript has 4 exons. Gene Ontology annotation, cellular component: cytosol. The record is from RefSeq and is a predicted model, not a curated record. Bases 95 to 421 code for a protein of 108 amino acids.